GCUGCGCUAUGUCCUUUUCCUCUGGCCGUGCUGUGAGAGCUUCAGGGAGGAUCGAGGCCUCCGACAUAAUCCGUCUUCAUCCACCUGGAUAGGUGACAUUAACAUCGGCAGAAUGACUGAGCAGAUGACGGUGAGAGGCACCUUGAAGGGCCACAGCGGAUGGGUCACUCAGAUCGCCACCACGCCGCAGUUUCCAGACAUGAUCCUGUCUGCCUCCAGAGACAAGACGGUCAUCAUGUGGAAGCUGACCCGUGAUGAAACCAACUACGGUGUCCCUCAGCGUGCCCUCAGAGGUCACUCUCACUUUGUGAGCGACGUUGUUAUCUCCUCUGAUGGUCAGUUUGCGCUGUCUGGUUCCUGGGACGGCACCCUGCGGCUGUGGGACCUGACAACUGGCACCACAACUCGCCGUUUUGUUGGACACACCAAAGAUGUCUUGAGCGUAGCUUUCUCUGCUGACAACCGGCAGAUUGUUUCUGGAUCUAGGGACAAGACUAUAAAGCUGUGGAACACCCUCGGAAUAUGUAAAUACACCAUCCAGGACGAGAGCCACUCGGAAUGGGUAUCUUGCGUACGUUUCUCCCCAAAUAGCAGUAACCCCAUCAUCGUGUCCUGCGGCUGGGACAAGAUGGUCAAGGUGUGGAAUCUUGCUAACUGCAAGCUAAAGACCAACCAUAUCGGUCACACUGGAUACCUGAAUACAGUUACCGUGUCUCCUGAUGGUUCCCUCUGUGCCUCUGGAGGAAAGGACGGACAGGCCAUGCUGUGGGAUCUGAACGAGGGAAAGCACCUGUACACCCUGGACAGUGGAGACGCAAUUAAUGCCCUCUGCUUUAGCCCUAAUCGCUAUUGGUUGUGUGCCGCUACCGGCCCCAGCAUCAAAAUCUGGGACCUUGAGGGUAAAAUUAUUGUCGACGAGCUGAAACAGGAGGUCAUCAGCACCAACAGCAAGGCCGAGCCCCCUCAGUGCACAUCUCUGGCCUGGUCUGCUGAUGGACAGACUCUCUUUGCUGGCUACACUGACAACCUGAUCAGAGUGUGGCAAGUUACCAUUGGGACUAGAUAGGCUUUUCUAAUGUUUACAGUUGAAUAAAAAAAAAAUCAUUUGA
Pygocentrus nattereri (red-bellied piranha) is the source of this 1109-nucleotide messenger RNA. RefSeq names its product receptor for activated C kinase 1 (gene rack1). Gene Ontology annotation, molecular function: ribosome binding; translation regulator activity; protein kinase C binding. The transcript is spliced from 8 exons. Gene Ontology annotation, cellular component: cytosol; nucleus. Gene Ontology annotation, biological process: positive regulation of protein phosphorylation; rescue of stalled cytosolic ribosome. The record is from RefSeq and is a predicted model, not a curated record. Bases 113 to 1066 code for a protein of 317 amino acids. Lineage: Eukaryota; Metazoa; Chordata; Actinopteri; Characiformes; Serrasalmidae.